AUGUCGAGCAAGGUUGCUAAAAUCGUUGAAGAAAACAAGAAAAGCAGACACUACAGUCUUUCUCUCAGCGACAAGAGCAUCACCCAACUGACGCAGAUUUCUUCCGACUUCAGCCAACUGCAGCACCUCUCCGAGCUCAUUCUCGCGCACAACGGCCUCAAACAGCUCACUGCUUCGAUCACAAACUUGAAGAAUCUCAAACUCCUCAACUGUUUCAACAAUGAGCUCGUCGAGCUUCCCGGAAACUUGUCGGAGCUGCAAGAGCUGAGUAAUCUCAAUUUGGGAAUGAACAAGCUCCAGCGCCUGCCGAACAGCUUCCACAAACUCGCCAAGCUCGAAAUACUCGACCUGACGUACAACAACUUCAACGAAACAGUUUGCGAGCAGUUUUGCGAGCCCCUCUCCAAGGUAACUCUCAGCCAGUCGCGUUUUCCCUAUUUUCGUAGUCGCUGCGCGCGUUAUAACGCUCAUUCCGCCGGAAAUUUCACUGAUGGACAAUUUGACAGAGCUUCAUUUACAGGGCAAUUUGCUGAGUCUACUUCCGCCGCAGCUUCCAAUGCUCGUCGGGAAGAAGCUCAAAAUCCUGAGACUGGAGAGGAACUACUUCGUCCGACCGAUCGAAGAAAACAGGAAAAAGGCCAACAAGCGCUGAUGGACUAUCUCCGCUCCGACCAGUACUGCAUCUUCUACAACCGCGAAGGAGGCGACCAGAACGCGGAGCCUUCUUCCGAGCGCCGCAAAGAGCGGGAGAAGAAGCGGCAAGUCACCCGCCCAGUCCAGGCUUGA
Messenger RNA from Oikopleura dioica, 786 nucleotides. The record is from the annotation of a GenBank genome assembly. Lineage: Eukaryota; Metazoa; Chordata; Appendicularia; Copelata; Oikopleuridae.